GUCAACGAUGCCGAGGUCUAUCCUGCUGCCGUGCCCGUGGCCCCGACAGGAAAGAAGGCGUCGAACAAGAAGAAUCGCAGUCAGGUGUCCCUUCUUGCAGACGGGCGCAAGGUCAUCCGCACGCUGCGCUUUGUCCAGACGAUCAAUGGGCGGUCCACCCACACAGUGUUCCAUGUCGCCGAGCUCCCGGAUGGAAAGGGGCUGCAGGGUAUCAUGCGCUGGGGAACGCUGCCCGAUACGUCAAUCAAUGGCGGCAGUAAGGUGUUUUCGUUCCCAACGAGGACAUCAUGCGCAUGCAUAUCGAUAACUUUAAGCUUCUGUUGAGCAUCGAGAACAACCGACUGAUCUACGACUCUGUGUACCCGAACGGCAUCCCCACCGCCGACCCGCCCCCAGACUCGACAACGUCCCCCAGCAUUCCUCAGAACCAUCUGUCCACUUCAACGAACAUGUCUGUUGCCGUUCCCGACUCCACCGCGGUAUCGCCAACGAUCGAGUCCGAGGCAACAUCGCCAGUUGUCACCACGGCAAACACUCUUGCUUCGACUCUGCCCGUCUCGCCCGUUGUGGCCAAGGCCGAGUUGCCCAAGGCCAAGGAGUCGGUCGCUAAGAACAGCGCGCGCGGCUCUCGCAAGAACUCGCCCCAGCCAAAAGGAAGAAAAGUUGGCAAUCGUGCCAGCGCUAGCGCGAGCGUCGAGCCCGAGGUUGAGACUGUCAAGGCAAAACCUGCAGCGGGCGUCCAGCGGGCUACCAAGGAGACGGGUCAGAAGGGCAAAGCGACAGCGAAAAAGGCAUCUGCUGUGUCUGACAAGGGGUCACCAACCCCCGAGCUGCCGAUUCAAAACAAAGUGUCCGAGCCUGUUGUGGACGCAAUGCCUAUUCUGGAACCAGUAUUGAUAAAGGAGGCAUUGCCUGCGCCAGCCAAGCCGGUGUCAGCGAGGAGCAAGUCGGCAGCCAAACUAAAGACGGCGGCUGCUGCGGCGGCUGCUGCAACUGCAGCACUGGUACCAGAACCAGAGCCAGUACCAGCCUCAACUCCAGCUCCGGCUCAGACGGAAGAACCGCUCGCCGACCCAGCCACAGUUGCAGAGACAAAUGCGUUGGCUGUGAAAGAAAAGAAAGGCGCAAAGGGCACGCGCAAGACGCCGGCCCCCAAGGAGAAGAAGUCACGGGCAAAGCCAAAGACUGCAGCUGCAAAGGGCGCCAGCAAUCCAGCUGCCGCGUCGCAGCCGGACGCCGAGGCGGUGCAGUCACCCACCGCCAGCCAGCCGCUGAUCCCCACCAGCGCUGGCGCUGGCGCUGAUGUUGGUGUCAAUAACCUUACUAGGCUCAACUCCAAUGCCGCCGCUGAGAAUGAAGCAAAUUUGUCUCAGAACCUGGAGAUGUCAGGAUCGGCACCCAUGGCCAAUGGCGCUGGUGCAGACCUGCUUUUAUCGCCGUCGAUGUUGCAUGUCACAGGUACACCUCUCCCUGUGUCUGUCUCUGCCACUGCUGCUGCUGGGCCUCCGAUUAUGCAGUCGCCACCUGGUUUGCAGAGCCCGGCUCCUGGCGGUUUGCCUAUGCAAAUGGCCCAGAUCGCUAUGGCUCAGCUGAAUGCACGACUGACAAGCAUGGCGCAGGCGAACGGCGGGCUUAGGAUGGAGCUGCCCGAAUUCCUUACCAAGGAAUAUCUGCAUGCCAAUCCUCAGUACACGACCAUGCUUCGGAACGAGAUAGCUCGAAUGGCCGUUCAGCAAAGAAUGCAGCAGCAAGGCAUUCAAAACGCGGGUAAUCUGGGUCCGAUGGGAUCCCCACAUGUGCGCCCAGGGAUUUCUCCUAAUAUGGCUGCCGCAGCCGCCCAAAUGGUGCAGACAACGCAGAACAACACCGGUAUGGCUGCGGGUGCAGGUGCUUCACCUGCACCGGUUGCAAAUCUUGGCACGCCUGUGCAGACCCCCAACGCAAACCCAAUGCUGACCAGCCCGAAUGUGCGCCCGGCGACGCUCAAUGGAAAUGCGGCAUUGCUGCAACAGCAACAGCAACAGCAGCAGCAGCAACGGCAACAAAUGCAGCAGCUUCAGCAUUUGCAGCAGCUGCAGGCCACUCCUGAGGAGAUGCUGCUUGUCCAGCAGUAUUGUCGCCUGUUUGGCCUGCAGAUACUAGGUGCCCAGGACCCACGGCUGAUCGUGCUUGUGGCUAAGGCCAAGUCUGGCGAGCUCAGGAGCCUGAUUAUGACGCGGAUGCAAGGCUUGAACGCCCAGCAGCAACAGCAGCAGAUGGCCGCUGGCGCCGGCCAAAUCCGUCCCAACGGACUUGUAAAUAUCGGGAUGCCGCAUCAGCCGCAGCCAAUGCAAGCUAACGCCUCAGCCAGAACUCGCCGGUGCCAGUCAACUCGCUUCCGCCUGGCGCUGCGAUUACCGCCGGUCAGACUCCGGCAAUGGCAAAUAUGCAGUUACCGCCCGACUUGGCGAAUAUGUCGCAGCAGGAUAAGGCCCGGCUUAUCGAGAUCAUGAUGCAAAGGCAGCGUGCUAUAAACCAGAACGCCGCUGCUGGACAGGUGCAGAACCCAGGGCCGCCGCUCAACCAGCAGGCUGUUGUCAACUUAUUCCAGCAGCAGCAACAACUUCAACAGCAGCAGCGGAAUAUGGCGAUGGCAGCAUCCGGAAACAUGGCUGUUCAAAGCUCUGCCGCUGUGUCGAUGCAGUCGCCGAUGGCUCUCCCGUCGCAGCCCGGCGGCAUAGCUACUCAGGCGCACCAAGCGCACCAAGCGCCAAUGUCAGCUUUGAUGGGCA
Kickxella alabastrina is the source of this 2771-nucleotide messenger RNA. RefSeq lists its product as uncharacterized. The coding region runs from base 288 to 2492 and encodes 734 amino acids. NCBI's taxonomy places the organism in Eukaryota, Fungi, Kickxellomycota, Kickxellomycetes, Kickxellales, Kickxellaceae. The record is from RefSeq and is a predicted model, not a curated record. The transcript has a single exon.